UGAACAGUGCAUGAUUUUCCAAUUGAGACACGUUCCGUCCUUUAUGAUUGUUUUUGGUCACUUUAAGUCGCAAAACUGUCCCCCCGUCUCCAAAUGAGUGAAAUAAGACACCAUCGAGCACGCAUACAAAAUCCACAGCCUACAUCCCGUCCUGUCAGGUUCAGUUUGGCAGCGGAAUCCUCCUGUUAAACUCCUGGACGCCUCCAUGGUCAUCGCGCGCGAGAGAGGAGAGGAGGCAGUGCGCGCUCUGACAGCUCCAAGCCGGCUGAGGGACGGGGAAGAUUUCAGCUGGGUGACGUCACAGUGUGUUUGCACAUAAAAAAGUAUUGAGUUUCCUGUUUUGUUUUAUUUUGUUGUUGUUAUUUUUUUUUUCAUCAUCUGGCUUCAUUCCACCUGGAUCCACAAACGAGCUGCUGAACAGCAAGCACACGGUGCAAGCUUGAUAUAAGGGCUGUUUCUUAGAUGCAAUGUGUGAAUGUUCUUGCAGAAACAAUGAGCUCCAGUGCAGAAUUUAAAUGAGUUAACAUGUGCAGAUGUGGGAGGCAAUGAUUAAACAACACCUAUGAUAAAAAAGGAGUGAAAUGCACCAGCAGCAGAGCAAACCUACAGGUCAAAACGUGUCCAUUAACGUUCAUUAUUCAAACCGCAGCAAUCCCAGCAUGCAGCAUGGUGGUGGUGGUGGUGGUGGUGGUAGGUUGGGGUGGAGGGGGUUUGAGUAAUUAAUUUUUCAGCUGAUGGUUUAUCUGCAUCCAAUGUUAAAGAAGCUGAAUGCACCCACCAGUUUAUCACAAAAUCUCCCUUUGAUAUUAUUGGUUGUUGAAUGUGAACUGUUCUUAUUUUUCUUAAAACUGAACAUGCUUCAUUAAGUUAUAAUUAGCCAAACUCCAUCCAAUGACAGAGUAAGCUUAUAAAUGCUCAGAACAGCUCCUGCAAAGGCCUGUGCUGAAAUACAUUUCUCAAGUGCAGUUUCCAAGUUCAUAAUUAAACUCUGAAUCAGUUGAGCCCCUAUUAUCACUCAGAGCUCAGCUAUUACCCUAUACGGGGCGACACAUGAAAAUAAUAACUACGGUUAUUAGUGAAACUCAGACUUUAAUAGUCUCUGCUGUUAUUAGGUGUGCGUUUGUUUAACUUCUUAUGAAAUUGAAGUCAAAUUCAAGACAUGACAAGUCCAGAGUCCCUAUUUUUUAAAAGAAAUAGAACGAUGAAUCUGCCGGCUGAUUAUUGGCAUUUUGAACUGAUCAGCAUCAUACCAGCAUUGGCCCUCACAAGGCUGAUAUCUUUAUCGUCUUUUCCCAUUGAAAAUGCAUUUUUUUUCAUCAUCCAUGUUCACUCAAGGUCAUUUUGUUUGUUUUUUGAGUUAUAAAAUUGUUGUUUUGUCAAAUGCCAAUUUAAAAAAAGAAAAAAAAAAUCAGUGUGAUAUCAACGGUAUAUAUCGUCCGUUGGCCAGCCAACUCAACUUAUUAUCAGUAUCAGUAUCGGCCAUUGAAAAACAGUGAUCAGUUGACCACUUGCAAUGUAUUUUGAGACUAAUUUAACAGUAAAUAUAUAUAUAUAUUUUCGUGUUUUAGUGACAUAAAACAAUACAUUUUUAAUUAUUUCUGGCACUCUAGACAACCCCCUAGUUCAUUCAUCCACAUGGUAUUGAUCAGACUAAUUUAAGACUUUCACUCCUCAAUCAUUUAAUUGCUCUAAUUCAACACAUUAAUAAGAGCGUUUGCAGUUGUGUUUCAACCUAAUUUCACAAUUUAAAAAAUGUAUUACUUUCAGUACACUCUGAUUAUUUGACAGGGUCUUGCAGUUUGAUGUAAACUUUCAAUAAGAAACAUGCAGCAUUGAGGCACAGUAUCAGCUUCAAUAAAAGGUGUUAUUUGAUUUUGGCUCAAAAACAAGAUGACAAAGCUGAGCACGCUUAAUUGGAUCAAAUAAGAUAAAAUUCAAGUGUUGCCUAUCCUCAAACAUUUGAAUAACAUCAAUUCAGAUCACAGACUAUAUGGGUUAAACUGUUACAAAGGCCCACCUGAUCUGAAGUCCCAUUCCCCUUGUGACAUCCCUGUCCUGCAAGCAGAGGACGGGCUGGUCUGUGCGUGACCAGGGUGCCAUCCUGAGGAGGCUCAUCCCUCUUACUUCUCUCUUGACUGAUAGAAAUGCAGACAAGCCUGAGGAGGCAAAAAACAAAAAAGAGGAGGAUAAAAACUCCCCGGACUGCAGAGACACACACAAGGAGGAGUUGGAGGUGUCAGAGUGGUGCUCCCGCGGGUGUCUGCGCCCAAUCUCAGAGGCCUCUGAUUAAAGAAUGAUUUAUAGGUUGCUGGUUGGAGAGGCCCGCUCAGCAAUCCGUCUACUGAAUGAGAUUUUUCCUCAGGAAGAGGGCGGGUAAAUCAAACCUUGGGUCGAGGAGCCUGCACAGUCGGGCAAUGGGGUAUCAGUGAUUAAAUGUUAUAAUCACUUCUGCUGAGUGUGCGACUGGUGUUAUCAGGGAUACUGGUGCCUGAAAUCAGUUUACCUUCUGUUGAAUUUAAACAACAUAUGUCUUAUUUUAUCUUGUAUAGAGAAGCAGUCUGUUUAGACUGAUGUGCUGCGACAGAGCACAGUUUGAGAAAUUUUCUUUCAGUGCCUUUUCAUACAUAGAGAAAGAUCACAGGGGAAGGGAAACUUAUCUUUUUUAGGACAGAAUAAAGAAGGAGGAAUUUAAACUACCAGGAUGGAUUAAUUUGCAGAAGCUAUCAAUAUUGACUGAAAAUAUGGUGUUGAUUUGACUAGAUUUUACACAAGAGGAUGAUUACCAGAUUCUACAGACUCUAGGGACUCCUCAUUUGACAGGACAUGAUGGAAGUUUUAUGGGAAACUGAGUGUUUUCUCCUUAAUUUUUCUCUCGUAGAGUUGUCAGAGUAAAGCCCUAGUUUGCCCAUUGACCACUCCAUCAUAAGCACGGCUCAUCUGUCAGGGGGAUGCUGAAGUACGCGUCAGCUCAUCCUGACUCUGAUCAGUCUCUGAGUGCAGAUACAGAUGAUAUCCAGACAGCGUUACACUACAGACGGAUGAAGAAUCACUCCCACGGAUACAGUUUACACCCUCCUGUCAAAGCAAGCGUGCACAGAACUGUUUUUUUAAGUGAGAAAAUGCAGCUGCUGUGAUGUUUGCCUGUCAAAAUGUCAAUUAAUACAGUGUUAGAAUACAGAGAGUCAAAUACAUGGAUUAUUACUGACUUGAAGGCUAAGUGGGCUCACUCUGAUGCUGACAUAGAAAGAAAUAUGUAUAAAUCAGUGCAUUUGAAACACGUCUACCCUAUCUAUGUUUUCCUAUUACUGUAAAAACAAUAAAGCCCUUGCUCAUAGUUGUAAAAAAAUACGGUUUAGACAAUCCAAAAAGGCCAAAAUACCAAAGCUUAAUUAUCAUGUCAAAAAGCUAAUAAGCUCAAGCUUUUAAGGUAGACUGUGUCUUGUCAUUACAAAUCAUUAAUUUAAUACACAAAACUGAUAAGUCCACUACACGCCCUCAAAAGCUCAGUGGAAUUCUUUUUGGUUGUUGGACAAGAUCCUCUUUGGAAAAGCUACCAAAUGUCUUUCAUUCAUCUUAAUUUGCUAAUAUAUAGAGCUACAAUAUACGCCUGGUAACAGGGGUUUUAUCACUAGUAGCACGAAUAUACUCGGAUGUCACUACACUGACAUCUGCCGGUCAAACUAUGACAUUGCAUCAAGUGGAGCUUCAUUGCAAAACUCAACAAAUAUGAAACCGAAAGUAUUUGACGUUUUACAACAUUUGCCCUCUUGUAGAUCCGAGAGACACUAAUUCGUGGAGACUCAACGAAAGCUCGGUAAAAACUGUAAGUUUAUCUUGAAUGUUUUUUUUUUUUUACUUGUCGCGUAAAGGAAGGUUAAUGUGCUCAAAAAACCUACCACAAAACAACGGAGGUUUAACAGCAUGUCAGGGUUAAAAGAGAAGGUCGGUCUCUUAAGUAGCUCUGAAUGAGUUCACCUGGCUGUUGAGGUGUAGGUAGCAGGUGUAGCAGACUGGGUGGAGCAAGUUUGUUCUGCUGUAGGCCACUAUUGUCCAACUACCUUUAAAAUCACGAGUAUGGUUGUAGGCAAGGCAAGGCAUAUUUAUUUAUAUAGCGCACUUCAUACCAAGGCAACUCAAUGUGCUUUACAUAAAGAAAAAAUAGAUUAAAAAAAAUUAAAGAACAACAAAGAAAAAGUUAAAAUCAGGAGCAAUAGAUAAGGUUUAAGAUGAUUAAAAAGAGCUCAGCCAUAAGUACGUGAAAAGAGAAAUGUUUUUAACUUGGAUUUAAAGUGCUUACAGUUGGGGUUGAUUUUAGUUUUGCUGGUAGUUUGUUCCAGUUGUGUGCAGCAUAACAGCUAAAUGCUGCUUCACCAUGUCUGGUUCGAACUCUGUGCUCCAAUAUCUGACCUGAGUCAGUAGAUCUCAGAGCUCUACUAGGUUUAUACUCUACUUACAUAUCAUUCAUGUAUUCUGGACCAAAACCAUUUAGAGAUUCAUAAACCAGUAGCAGAACUAUUCUAUUAUUAAAAUCUAUUCUGUACCUGACUGGGAGCCAGUGUGAGGUCUUAAGAACUGGGGUGAUGUGAUCUGAUCUCUUUGUUCUGGUUGUAACAUUUUCCCUCUUGCUUUUAGGAAAAUGGUGAAAAUUUUCCCGUUUGUAACCGGAAAAACUUUGGACUCCCACAUGGAGUUCCUUCAGAGACUGAAACAAAAAGGUGCAAAGGUGGUUAAAUCACAUGAAGGUGCUGUGGUCAUCGUCUUCUGUCCCAUCGUCAGUCGUUAUGAGACUGACAUUUCUGCAGCAUUAUCCAGCGCCUCAGGUGAACACAACAAAACAUAAAAAAGUACUCAUGCAGAGGUGUGAGGCUGUCUUGAAGCUUUAAACCUGUGUUUCUUCUUUUACCAUAGCACAAGGACACGAGCAAGUGAUCCUGGUAGCCUUACAUCCCACAUUUGAUAAAGAGUACAUAGUACCAAAUCAUGGGGGGUUUGAAAGUCGUGCUCUCAGGCUUCUUGUGGACUGUCUCUUUCAUGAAGAUCAAGGACUUCUGAAAUGCCCCCGCAAUGAUACGGCGGUGGAGGAAGUCUGUAAAGAGGUAAGUAGUUGCACAACAAGCAAAUAAUAGUAAGAAUAGUUUUAUAAUGUUGUGAAGAAGUAUGCUGCUAUUUGUAUAUUAUUACAAUUUGAAACUAAAUUUAGCUAAUGCUUUUAGAGUUUACUCAGAGACCUCUAGAAAGGGUGAACUAACUGGCAUAAUUUUUGACAGCCCAUGAAUCACCUUGUAUCCAAUUUGGCGCCCCCUGUGGAAGAAGUAUUUCUUUGGAUUAACUUGUGUGUCCAUGAGUAGCUUGUGUUUUCCGCUUAAAAAUUACCCUACAUAUUUAAAAACUUUUUCUUUGUUAAAACUAUAUAGAAAGUUUUUUUUUUAUUUCUGUUGGCUAGCUUCAGGAAUAUAGAACAUCCACAUUUUCAUCAUUGUAUGUAUGUUGGCUUGAAAUUCACAGACUUUUUUUCGUUUGUGUGUUUUUGCAGUUGAGAUCGGAAAGCUGGAACUGGAACUGUUGCCGAUAGGAGGAGAAAGCAAACUAUUAAGAGGGGAAAAUUCAAUUGCAACAAACAGCUUAUCUGCUAAAAUCUCAACUAAAUCUGGAUGUUAGAGUGUUGACUGAAAGAAGUUAAAGAAAAUGAAGACAGUUACUACUGAGCUGAAAAACAUGAAGAAACUUCUGAACCACUAAUGAAUAAUGAAUACACUACAAGAUUAUCCAACUUUUUUGUUGUUAGCUUCUUCUUGGGAGAAAAAAUAAGCUGCUCUGUUUUUCAAAUGUAUAGAAAUGCAUGGUACUUAUUCAUAUGACUUCACAGGUACUUUAUUUAGCUUUCCAGUGUUAAAGUAAUGUCAAAACUUAUGAGGAUGUAUGAAGGCUUGCAAACUCCAGGAAAAAAAUCUGAAAUAAACACACUACAUUUUAUGUG
This is a messenger RNA of Xyrichtys novacula (pearly razorfish), 5977 nucleotides long. The record is from the annotation of a GenBank genome assembly. Lineage: Eukaryota; Metazoa; Chordata; Actinopteri; Labriformes; Labridae.